AUGGAUAGAAUUUCAAUUAUGUAAAUUAUAGGUUUUAAAUAUGAGUAUGGAUUCCCAAAGUACAGAUCUAUAAAAAAUCAAGUUGUAAAAAGAGUUUGCACUUCGGUUGCGUAAGAAUCAUUAUUUUGAUAUUGGAAUUUAAGAUUACAGAAUUAAGAACUGGCAUUAUUUGUUAGAGAGUUUAAAAAAAAAAAUUUACUUUUUUUGA
This is a messenger RNA of Paramecium sonneborni, 208 nucleotides long. The record is from the annotation of a GenBank genome assembly. Lineage: Eukaryota; Ciliophora; Oligohymenophorea; Peniculida; Parameciidae.